This is a messenger RNA of Phytophthora sojae, 3668 nucleotides long. RefSeq lists its product as hypothetical. The transcript has a single exon. Gene Ontology annotation, molecular function: protein binding; U2 snRNA binding. Gene Ontology annotation, cellular component: U2 snRNP; nucleus. The coding region runs from base 1 to 3594 and encodes 1197 amino acids. Gene Ontology annotation, biological process: mRNA splicing, via spliceosome. NCBI's taxonomy places the organism in Eukaryota, Oomycota, Peronosporomycetes, Peronosporales, Peronosporaceae. The record is from RefSeq and is a predicted model, not a curated record.
AUGCACCUGCUGAACCUGACGCUGCAGCCGCCCACGGGCGUGCACGCGGCCGUGUACGGCAACUUCUCGGCGCCGCAGGCGCAGGAGUUCGUGGCGGCGCGCGGCGACGUGCUGCAGCUGCUGCGGCCGGACGAGGCGGGGCGGCUCGAGGUCGUCAUCUCCACGCAGGUCUUCGGCGUCGUGCGCGCGCUGCAGCCCUUCCGGCUCACGGGGGGCGAGCGCGACUACCUGGUAGUCGGCUCGGACUCGGGCAAGAUCGUCGUGCUCGAGGUGAACCCUAGUAGCGGCCAGUUCGAGGCGCGCCAGAGCGAGACGUACGGCAAGACGGGCUGCAGACGCAUCACGCCCGGCCAGUACCUGGCGGCCGACCCCAAGGGCCGCGCGCUGCUCGUCGGCGCCGUGGAGAAGCAGCAGCUCGUGUACGUCAUGAACCGCGACGCGUCCAGCCGCCUGACCAUCUCGUCGCCGCUGGAGGCGCAUCGCUCCAACGCCAUCCACUUGGGCGUCGUGGGGCUGGACGUGGGCUUCGAGAACCCCAUCUUCGCCUGCCUGGAGCUGGACUACGCCGAGGCGGACGCGGACCCGACGGGCCAGGCGGCCAGGGACGCGGUCAAGAGCCUCGUGUACUACGAGCUGGACCUCGGACUCAACCACGUGACCAGGAGGUGGAGUGAACAGGUCGUGCGCAGCGCCAAUAUGCUCGUGGCGGUGCCCGGAGGAGGUGACGGACCUGGAGGAGUGCUGGUGCUUGGAGAGAACACGGUGCAGUACAAGAACGAGGGCCACCCGGAGCUCACGUGCGCCAUCCCGCGUCGACAGGGAGAGCCCAGGGAUAUCGUCAUUGUGUCGGCGGCCACGCACAAGCAGAGGGACCUGUUCUUCGUGCUGCUGCAGUCCGAGCUGGGAGACUUGUACAAGAUCUCGCUGGACUACUCGGGCAACGCCGUGGAGGAGAUCAAGAUCCAGUUCUUUGACACGGUGCCCGUGGCGUCGUCCAUGUGCAUCACCAAGACGGGCCUGCUCUUCUGCGCGUCCGAGUUCUCGAACCACUAUUUAUUCCAGUUCCUGAGCAUUGGAGAGGGCGACGACACGGCCAAGUGUUCCAGCUUGGCCAUGGACCCGACCGAGUUAUCGACGUUCCCGCUGAGGAAGCUCACGAAUCUGCAGCUAGCGAGCAGUAUGCCAAGCUUGAGUCCGGUCACGCAGCUGCUGGUGGAUGACCUGGCGAAUGAACAGACCCCGCAGAUGUACGCGCUGUGUGGAAACAGCAACCGCUCGUCGCUGCGUGUGCUGCGUCACGGUCUCCCCAUCACGGAGAUGGCUGCGAGCGCGCUCCCUGGUGUUGCCAAGGCGGUGUGGUGCUUGAAGGAGUCGUACGCGGACCCGUACGAUAAGUACAUUGUGGUGAGCUUUGAGGACGCGACGCUGGUGCUGGAGGUGGGCGAAACGGUGGAGGAAGUGACGCAGUCGGGAUUCCUGCGUGACCAUGGCUCACUGCUGGUGGCGCUGCUCGAGGACGACUCGAAGCUGCAGAUCCACGCGAACGGAAUCCGACACGUGCCCAAGUUCCAGCCCGUUACGGAGUGGAAGGCCCCCGGUAAGAAGGUGAUUGAGCACUGUGCUGCCAACUCCCGUCAGGUUGUGAUCUCUCUCGCUGGUGGCGAGAUUAUUUACUUUGAGCUGGGUCAGUCGGGUGAGCUCGCGGAGAAGGGCAAGCUGGACUUGGGCUUUGAAGUGUGCAGUCUCGACCUCGGAGAGGUCCCUGAGGGCCGCCAACGGUUCCAGUUCAUGGCGGUUGGCAGCUGGGACAACACGGUCCGUAUCCUCUCGCUCGACCCCAACGACCUCUUCCGACAAAAGUCCACGCUGGCGCUGACGUCCCACCCACACACGCUCUGCCUAGCCCAGCUGCAGAGUGAGCCGUCGACGCCUGACUCGGAGCACUCGUCUCAAUCACUGUUCCUGAGUAUUGGUCUGGAUAACGGUGUGCUGCAGCAGUCGCUGAUCGACCCAAUUACAGCUAACUUGACGGAUUCUCGGUCCCGUUUCCUUGGAACGAACCCUGUGAAGCUUUUCCGUGUGGCGGUGGAAGGCAAGCGCUCAAUCCUUGCGCUCUCAAGUCGUUCAUGGAUCUCGUACUUCCACCAGACACGGAGACACCUCACGCCACUGUCGUGCGAAUUGCUCUCGUAUGCGAGUUCGUUCAACUCGGAGCAAUGUCCGGGUGGCAUCGUUGCGCUGACAAAUGAAGGGAUGAAGAUUCUGACUGUGGAUCAACUCGGAGAUACGUUUAACCAGCAGAAGUGCAACCUGCGCUACACACCUCGCAAGGCGGUCGUUCACGCAGCGUCGCGACGACUGGUUGUUAUUGAAAGCGACCACAACGAGUACGGCGCGGCGUACAAGAGGCAGCACGGUCUCCGGAUCCCCGACAUCCGAAGUGCCGCCGAGCAGGAUGACGAAUACGAGGACGAAAUUAACGAGGCUCUGUUGUUCCCGCGUGGUCCUCUUCCUGCAGAGAAGGAUAAGUGGGCGUCUUGCGUGCGCAUCGUUGACCCAGUAUCGUGCCAGACCGUGGUUUGUGAAGAGCUGGACGUGGACGAGCGGGCCCGCAGUAUUGCUUCGUGUGUGUUCCAUGAUCGUGGAGGUGAAGCGUUUAUUAUCGUCGGCACUGUAAAGAAGAUGCAGCUGCACCCUCAGAAGGCGCCUGCAGGGGGCUAUCUGCGUGUCUACCGUGUUGUUGAAGGCAUGCAGCUGGUGCUUGUUCACACGACCGAAAUCGAUGACAUCCCGCACGCCAUGUGCGAGUUCCAAGGGCGUCUCCUGGUCUCCGUCGGCCGUGCACUUCGAAUCUACGACCUGGGCAAGAAGAAGAUGCUGCGCAAGUGCGAGAACCGCAACUUCCCGUCGAUUUUGGUGGAGCUGAAGGCUGCUGGUGAUCGGAUUUACGCCUCAGACAUGCACGAGUCCUUCCACUUCGUCAAGUACAAGAAGGACGAGAACCAACUGGUGAUUUUUGCCGACGACUGCGUGCCGCGCUUUAUCACGAGCAGCGUACUACUGGACUACGACACGCUGUGCGGAGCUGACAAGUUCGGCAACGUGUUCGUUUCUCGACUGCCAUCCGAAGUCUCGGACGAGAUUGACAACCCAACCGCUAACCGAAUUCUGUGGGACUCGGGACUUCUGAACGGUGCACCGAACAAACUAGAGCAGGUGGCACAGUUUCACGUCGGCGACGUUGUGACGAGCAUGGUGCGGACGAGCUUGGUCCCUGGAGGCAUUGAGGCGAUCAUCUACGCUACGAUCAUGGGCCGCAUCGGCGCCCUCAUCCCGUUUACCUCCCGACAGGACGUGGACUUUUACACUCACCUGGAGAUGUACAUGCGUCAGGAGCAGCCCCCGCUCUGUGGUCGCGACCACCUGUCGUACCGCUCGUACUACAUCCCGGUGAAGAACGUCACGGACGGCGACCUGUGCGAGCAGUUCAGCUCGCUCAGUGUUGAGAAGCAGGCAAGCGUGGCUGAAGACCUCGACCGAACGCCCGCUGAGGUGCUAAAGAAGCUCGAGGACAUUCGCAACCGCCUCCUGUAGGGGAGUUUGUCAGCCCCUGAACAUUUCAACACAUUAAACCGAAUAAAAAUGAAAGGCGAAGCACAGCGACAGUC